Ramularia collo-cygni is the source of this 945-nucleotide messenger RNA. RefSeq lists its product as uncharacterized. Lineage: Eukaryota; Fungi; Ascomycota; Dothideomycetes; Mycosphaerellales; Mycosphaerellaceae. The record is from RefSeq and is a predicted model, not a curated record. Bases 1 to 945 code for a protein of 314 amino acids. The transcript has a single exon.
AUGGCGUCUCUACUUAACCUCAUAAACAGGCUGCUGCCGUUUGCCACUCCCGGGACACCCAUCAUGCAGGAUUUGAUACAUCUGGGCGUGAUUGCCACUCUACUUUACUUUGCGCCACAGAUACAAGAGCGGUUCCGACAGCACAGGGAUGAUGAAGUUGCAGAUACGGUGCUCGAGGAUGAAACUCACCAGGAGGAACCACAGCAGCAUGUCAAUGAAGAAGCGGGAAAUCAAGACCAUGACCACAUAGCCGAUGAAGGGAACGCAAACCAGGAUGCCAUGCCAGAUCUGGAUAUACCCGGGCAUCCUGUCGAGGGAGAAGCUGGUCCUGCAGACGCACCAAAUAUGCCCGCUCAGCGAAAUGUCGGUGCCAAGAAGUCCAAAUCGCUAGCUAGAAAAGACCAACGGCGUGCGUACAAUGAGUUUAUGCGAUCACAAGGCGAGGCUCAGCGAGCACGAGAUGCAGAAGGUGCAGCAGAACGAGAAGCCGAACAGAAUGCUGAGCGUGAAAGGCGAAGAGCAGCAGCAGCAGUUGUUGAAGCCAAGAAGGCCAAGGAACGGGAGGAGAGGAAGGAGCGGGAACGUACAGCGCACGAGAAYGAGAUCAAUCGCAGAGAUGAGGUCUUGGGAAUGGUGAGGAGAGAGUUGGACGAAUCCGGCACUUCCAACUUGAUAGAUGUUGCUGGGAGAAUGGGCGGCGAUGCAGAUGAAAUAUGGGUAGAGAGGAUCCUAAAUGCCGGCGGGGUUCUAGGCUGGAGUCCGGACGGCGAACGACUCACUCUGGUACUGAGUACUGGAUGGGUCGCCAGGGUCGGUCGUCGCGAUAUGCAGCAAGUGUACAAGCGAGCUGCAAGUACGGGAGCGGCGGAUUCGAAGGGYAGGAUUAGCUAUGGAGAAUUUGGGAGACUACUAGAGGUUGUGCUGAGGGAACAACCACACAUCUAA